AUGUAUGUGAAAUGCUUUGAUACAGUAAUGUUUUACUAUGUUAUUUUUAGUGUAUUUAGUGAAUGUCACUUUUUGUCAUUUUCAAAUUUCCCGCGCAGGGAACGGAACCCAGAUGACAGAUGCCGGCAUCCGCCGGAUUACAUUGCCGGGGACACUGCAGGAGGGACAUCGUGGGAGCGCAGGACAAGGUAAUUGAAGAACAGAUGCCGGAGCAGCGCUGCAUGGUAAGCCCGAGUGUAGAUUGGGGUUACUGCUUUUGCUACACUCGGGAAUACCGUCAGGGAGGCUACACUGA
This is a messenger RNA of Staurois parvus, 295 nucleotides long. The record is from the annotation of a GenBank genome assembly. Lineage: Eukaryota; Metazoa; Chordata; Amphibia; Anura; Ranidae.